Hansenula anomala is the source of this 528-nucleotide messenger RNA. RefSeq lists its product as uncharacterized. Lineage: Eukaryota; Fungi; Ascomycota; Saccharomycetes; Phaffomycetales; Wickerhamomycetaceae. The transcript has a single exon. The coding region runs from base 1 to 528 and encodes 175 amino acids. The record is from RefSeq and is a predicted model, not a curated record.
AUGAAUGAUGUUAGAUCCUCCAAUGGUGGUCAAGCUACUGGUGGUCAAGUUAAUGGUGGUGGUGAAGCUACUGGUGGUCAAGUUGAAGCUACUGGUGGUCAAGUUAAUGGUGGUGGUGAAGCUAAUGGUGACGACCAACAACUAUACAUCCCAAACCUUGUCAACCAACUAUACAUCCAAAACCUUGUCAGACCUGCUAUUCAAGAAGAUGAAUUAAAUCAGAACGACCAUCACUGUUUUCAAAUUCCAAGAUGGUAUAGUUAUUCAUUGAUUCCGACAACCAUUGCCAUUGUAUCAAUAGUGCUUACCAUAGUGCCAUCUACUAGGUACUAUGGCCUGGUUUUCUUGUUCGAAAGCAUGAUCCGCUUUGGUUUACGAGCUUUGAAAACUGGAUUAUGGGAAAUACCAUCAAACUAUCCAGCUAUGGUUGACCCAUUAGAGAUGUUUCAAAGAGAAAUGAUCUCUACCAUUAUCACUUCAUUUACAUGGUUGUUAUAUUACUACGUCUUUGGAGGUAAUAAAGCAUGA